UUUUAAGCAGCCCCUACCGCUCGCCUGCGCUAUCGUUGCGGCGCGAGACAGACUGUCUGAGGACGCGCCAUAGCCGUGGAUCACCGCUGUGCACCGCUUCUUGCUCAGCGCUGCGCUUAAUUCAAACUCUGAUCGGCCAACCUCCGCAGCGCAGCAGAAUCAAUUCUCUGCAACGUCCGCAGUAGCAAUGGAAGCCGACCCGCCAGCCGACGAGGUCGACGCGCUCGCGACGCGAAUCGAGGAGAUCGAUGAGCUGGGCGAAGGCAACGACGAAUUCGGCCUCGGUGCCGUCCUGAAGAAAUUGAUUCGAAACGCCGACGUCGAGGGCGUGCGAGCGCACCUCGAAGUCCUCGAGUACAAUGGGCAGGCCGUACACACGUACCACCUGUCGAUGGCGGCGCGGCUGCCUUAUAAAGUUCAUUACGGCGACGCGGCGGUCUGCAGACGCUCGCGCGAGGUGCUGUUGCUGCUUGUUGCGGCCUGCGACGAGCAGACGCUCGGCCAGUGCGUCGUAGACACUAGGGAUUGGAGUCCGAAGCGCGCUCUCGGGCGCCGCGGCCCGAACUGGCCGCCGUUUGAUUUCACCGCAGAGGAUUGGGCUGAUAUGCCAACGACUGCCACGGUGCUCCAUCAGCUCGCGUGGGACGGCGAUGUAGACGCAUUAGCUAUGAUCUUGGCGCUCCCGCAAUGCUCGGCGCGCCUCGUGAACGCCACGGCGGACGAGCAAAUUCAUGCCGAUGGGUCGGGAGAAGCAGCGAGGUAUCAGUUCGUAAGGGGCGACCCGCGUGAGCUCCGCGACGAGAUGGGCCCCGGCUCGACCGCGCUGCACAUGGCCUGUCUCGCCGGUCGCGUAUCCGUAGUUCAAUUGUUAUUGCGAGACGGUCGGGCCGAUCCGAACUAUCCCAACGAAUACCGACAGCCGCCACUGAUCACAUGUGCCGCCGCCACGGGCGAAUGCAUGGGUGGGAAAAUCAACCAUCGCGUCGCAGAGUGCGUCCGAGCGCUGACGCGAGACCCUCGGACGAAAGUAGACGUCUGGUACGACAAAACAGGAGGGCAGUAUAAUGGCGCCGGCGUCCACUGCCACAUCUUAAGCAAACUUGCCAAGUACGGAGCACUCGAACCGGCGUACCACAUACUCGCCGCGCUGCCGAAGCUGGACCCUGACUCUGUGAAACUAUGCGAUUCGGUGCAGAACAAUGUUGUUCGUCAAAUAGGUUCAAUGGUGGGACUCGCUAGCCUGAGCCCGCUCGAGACCUGUCUCGACGGGCCGCCGUUGGGCUUCAGGUCAGACGGUCAUCACCCGAUGCUCUGCUUCUUGAUUGAGGUCUCGAACGCCGGCGGCUUUCGGAUGUGGCGGGCGGAGAAACGUCGUGAUAUGAUGGUGAUCCGCGCCCUCGUCUCCAAAGCGCGCAAGCGGCGCCGCUUUGACGCGGCUGCCUCCCUCACGCAUCGCCUAUUCAACCUCCGCGACGAUGCGUUAUUCCUGCGCGUGCUCGGCUUCUGUUGGUUCCUGAAUCCCGGAGCCCGCGUGCCGUGUGGUCACGACUAUCAGCUCACCCGGCUCCGCAAGGAAGGCAAAACCCCCGAUGAAGCGUUUGAAAUCAUCGCGAAGAUGCCGGCAAAAUAUAAGCCUGGGACGUUUACUCAGGCGAGAAACUCGAAAAUAGCUCGCUAUGUCUAA
Molecule: messenger RNA, 1684 nt
Organism: Pelagomonas calceolata
Lineage: Eukaryota; Pelagophyceae; Pelagomonadales; Pelagomonadaceae
Source: the annotation of a GenBank genome assembly